CUCAACACAAAAAUGGCUCUCUGUGUCCCUCUUUCUCUCACUCUCUCUCUCGGUCCGUGAAAGAAGGGAAAGAUGCUACCAAUGGCGAUUCAACCCAACCUCAGUCCUUCUCUGAAGCCCUUAGCGUUCCCUUUACAGAGCUUCUUCCUUAAACCCUUUGAGAAAGCCCCAAUCUUUGCAAGGCCACAUUCACUCUCGCACUCCGUGUUAAAACAACCGAGUCGCCACAGUCACAGUCAAAGGACGAGAAUCUUCAAACUAUCUGCAUCAGCGUCAGCUGAAGCAGCUGAAGCAGCAGUAGCUGAAGAUACUCUCUCAGAUGAUGAUUCCCCUUCCGAAUCCCCUCCGGAUAAAGAGAAACUUGGGGUGGUUGUGAAGUCAUUGGAGAAGCCGCGGUUAGUGUUGAAGUUUAUUUGGAUGGAGAAGAACAUUGGCAUUGCACUUGACCAGAUGAUACCGGGACAUGGCACCAUACCAUUGAGUCCAUACUACUUUUGGCCGAGGAAAGAUGCUUGGGAGGAGCUAAAACUGUUACUUGAUAGCAAGCCCUGGAUAUCUCAAAAGCAGAUCAUCAUUCUUCUCAAUCAGGCUACGGAUAUCAUUAAUUUGUGGCAGCAGAGCGGGGGUAAUCUAGCAUAAGAUUUGAUGGUUCCUUGAUGUUGUAAUUUUACUUGUAUUCUACUGGGACUUACCAUGGCGGGUGAAUUCAUAGGCAUACAUGCCAAUAGAGAGUUGAUGUAAAUAGCUAAUCUUUUGUAGUGAGAAGAGUGUUCUUAGAGGUAGAGCUUUCCAGUUUAACAACCAGAACCCAGAAAGAUGUGAAUCUGUUUACCAUCUUUUUCUUCAUUGUGAGUUGGCCAAGACUUUGUGGGAUGAGAUUUUUGGUAGGACGGGUAUUGCUUGGGUGAUGCCUAAGCAAGUGGUGGAUCUUUUAGCAUGUUGGCAAGGUUUUAAGGGGAGUAAUCGCAUUGUUUCCAUAUGGAAGAUGAUUUAUUCCUUCAUGUUUGAUGUGAUGCUUAUGGUUGGAAAGGAAUGGACGGUAUUUUGAAGAUAAAGAACAUUUGAUGGGAGCACUUAGGGAGUUUUUCUUUAGUACUUUGCGUAUUUGGGCGAAAGCUCUUGUAUUGAAUGGAGUUAAUCUUCAUGAUU
Molecule: messenger RNA, 1149 nt
Organism: Juglans regia (Persian walnut)
Lineage: Eukaryota; Viridiplantae; Streptophyta; Magnoliopsida; Fagales; Juglandaceae
Product: 30S ribosomal protein 3, chloroplastic-like
Exons: 3
Coding region: 73-639 (188 amino acids)
Biological process (GO): translation
Cellular component (GO): ribosome
Molecular function (GO): structural constituent of ribosome
Source: RefSeq, a predicted model, not a curated record